UGGCAUUGUUUAUGAAAACAAUUCGAUCGAUGUUGUAAAUUUUCGUUUCGUAUCUCGUUUAACCUAUUUUUCCGCCGGACCAAUCGCACCGUGGCAUGGUGCCGGAUUGUUGACUGAAGCUUCCAUCGAAGCAUAAAAGGUUGCCGGUAAACACUUGCUUCCAAUAACCGCGAUGAAGCUCAAAACUCUGCUCUUGCGGCUACUGCUUAGCAUUGUAUCGUUGGUUGUGUUUAAUGAGUUCGUUGUUUACUACAUUGUGCUGUUAAAAUGUCAAUGGCCAUCCAAACCUGCUACCGUGAAUGGAAUGGAACCUGUGAGUGUAAUGUUAUUAGCCGAUACGCAUCUGCUAGGGCCUGUUAGAGGCCACUGGUUCGACAAGCUGCGACGCGAAUGGCAAAUGCAUCGAGCCUUCCAAUCAGCCAUCACCCUGUUUCAGCCGGAAGCUAUCUUCAUUCUAGGGGACGUAUUCGACGAAGGGAACUGGGUAAAUCAGAAGGAAUUUGACAACUACAUCGAACGUUUUCGCAAACUGUUUCACACUCCACGGGGAGUAGCGCUACAUAGUAUUGUAGGAAAUCACGACAUAGGCUUCCACUAUGCCACACGACCCAAUUUGGUACAACGAUUCGGAGACCAGUUCAACAAUACCGGCGUAUCGCUGAUCAGCCUUAGAGGUGUUCAUUUCGUGGCGAUAAAUUCGAUCGCGAUGGAGGGUGAUGGGUGUUAUCUGUGCGAGAAGGCAGAGAAAGAGCUGAAAUCGAUCGAAACCAUCUUCAAAUGUGGCAGAGGAGUAGGUCAGUGCAAGGAUGUUCCGAAGCUGGAAGAGUACAGCAGACCUAUUGUGCUGCAGCACUUUCCCAUGUACCGGGAGUCGGACAAAGAGUGCCAGGAGCAUGACUCACCACAAGUGGACCUAUACCGUGAGCGUUGGGAAGUACUAUCGAAGGAAUCCACCGAUUUGAUUGGGGAUUUGCUUAAUCCGAGACUAGCUUUCAGCGGUCACACGCAUCAUUACUGCCAUAUGUUGAAGAAUCGCAUAAAGAUAGAAGAAUACACGCUACCUUCGUUUAGUUGGCGCAACAAGAACAAUCCCAGCUUUAUGUUGGCACGCAUAUCGCUCAAAGAGUACACCGUAUCACGGUGCCGAAUGCCGGAGGAAAACACCAUUGUAACGAUAUACCUCGUGGGAGGAAUUUUGAUACUUCUCGUGUCGACCUUAAAAAUAGGAGGCUUCAUCGGGCAAAUGUGGUCGUUCCUUUGCCGGGGUCGCAAAGAUUACAAAAAACUUACCAAAUAGCUCAACAGCUCGGGCUCAAAUCAUAGUUGAUAAGAAAGCAAACGAUCGUGGUAGAAAUAAUAGACGAAAUAGUGAAUCUUAACAUUUCCCCAUCGAGAAAGAGCCUACGAUGAGUUUAUUAUUCUUUGGAUAUCUUUCUCUUUCGCAUCGUAUGAAUUAAUUAAUAAAUUUUAACGAAAAAUA
Anopheles funestus (African malaria mosquito) is the source of this 1480-nucleotide messenger RNA. RefSeq names its product metallophosphoesterase 1 homolog (gene PGAP5). The transcript has 3 exons. The record is from RefSeq and is a predicted model, not a curated record. Gene Ontology annotation, biological process: GPI anchor biosynthetic process. NCBI's taxonomy places the organism in Eukaryota, Metazoa, Arthropoda, Insecta, Diptera, Culicidae. Gene Ontology annotation, molecular function: hydrolase activity. The coding region runs from base 173 to 1297 and encodes 374 amino acids.